CUGGUUUAUAGCCAGUCGCUCUCUGCAGUUAGGGAUACUAAGAAGCGGACAUGUUUCAUUCUAGUAUCGGAAAUACACGUGUAAGUCUUUACUAAACUUCAAGUCCCGAAAGAAAACGAUUUCACAUGGAGGUUAAAGAAGUCGGCCAAGCUGGAGACUACAAAGGAAGCUGGAUCUUACCCUGUCUUGUGGCGCCCUCUCUGGCCACCAGGCUGGAAUCCCAGAGGUGGCUCUCAACUCUGUGAGGCUUUUAACAUGAGUGAACCCCCUAUAGGUAGCGCUACGAAUCAUGCGACAGGAGACGCCACCGAUAGUCAUGUCUACGAGAGAUUGGAAGCUUGGCUGGAUGAGCAUCCAACGUUUGUAGUCGAUUAUUUUGUAAGAAAAGCUUCCCGACAAAUGGUAGACGCCUGGCUUUUGGCCCAUGCGGUUCCCCAGAGCAUUGUGUGUGAAAGUAAUUCUAGCCCGACUAGUCCGACGUCACGUCCUGGUUCGGGAGCAGCUACACCAGUUCGUAAAAUCUCUGCUCAUGAAUUUGAACGUAGUGGAAUUCUUCGACCAAUGGUGAACACAACCAUAGAUGGAACGCCAACAUUCAUUUCCUUUCCUCUUCCUGAAGAGUGUAAUAUACCAGUAGGUCAACGGUCAUCACGGAAGAGCCGACAACAGCUUCAAGCGUUGAACGAGAAAGAACUGAUAUUUGAACUAGUGAAGGACAUUUGUAAUGACUUAGAAGUACGAAGCCUCUGUCAUAAAAUUCUCCAAAAUGUUAGCAUAAUUACUCACGCCGACAGGUGUUCCCUAUUUUUGAUUAAGGGCGAAAAGAAUUGUCCAAAUCGGUGUUUGGUCAGUCAGCUUUUUGAUGUGUCCAGCGAUUCUACUUUGGAACAAGUGGAACAAAAGGAAGAGAUUAGCGUUCCUUGGGGAACAGGGAUUGUUGGAUAUGUGGCCAAGAGCGGGGAAUCAGUUAAUAUCCCGGACUGUUACCAGGAUGCAAGGUUCAAUAACUUGAUUGAUCAGAAAACUGGCUACACCACCAGAAGCAUGUUAUGUAUGCCAAUAUCCAACAUUGAAGGGGAAGUUAUGGGUGUGGCACAAGUCAUCAACAAGAAUGGACCUAAUGGAGAGCCUUUUGAUGAUAAUGAUCAAAUGGUGUUUGCUCAGUACCUACAGUUUUGUGGAAUUGGACUUCGGAAUGCCCAGUUAUAUGAGCGUUCACAAUUAGAAAACAAAAGAAAUCAGGUGCUUUUAGAUCUUGCAAGAAUGGUGUUUGAAGAACAGAGCACUAUUGAACUUGUUGUUUACAGAAUUAUGACUCACACACAGUCUCUUCUUCAGUGUGAAAGAUGCCAGGUAUUACUUGUGGAUGAAAGUACAAAGGGAACAUUUUCUCGAGUGUUUGACCUGGAAGCAAAUGACUUAGAAGGUGAAGACUGUGGCUCUCGUACUAGUCCCUUUGAAGGAAGAUUUCCUAUCAAUAUUGGGAUUACUGGGUUUGUGGCUACAACUGGUGAAGUGCUCAACAUUCCUGAUGCUUAUAAAGAUGACAGGUUUGAUGCUUCUGUUGAUGAGGGCAGCUCAUUCCGUCACUGCAGUAUCUUGUGCAUGCCCAUUUGGAAUGCCAACCAAAAGAUCAUUGGGGUGAGUCAGCUGAUCAACAAACUUAAUGGAACACCUUUCAACAAAAAUGAUGAAAAUCUCUUUGAGGCAUUUGCUAUUUUCUGUGGUAUGGGUAUUCACAAUACUCAAAUGUAUGAGAAAGCUAUAAAGGCUAUGGCCAAGCAAAGAGUAACAUUGGAAGUGCUGUCUUACCAUGCUACUUCUCCAUAUGAAGAAGCCCUGGAACUUAGUUUUGUUGUAAUCCCAUCUACUCAAGCAUACAAAUUGCAUGACCUCAAGUUUAAUGAUUUUAGUCUUGAGGAUGAGCAUAUGUGCAAAGCUUGUUUGCGAAUGUUUAUUGACUUAGACCUGAUAGAGCGCUUCCACAUUGAAUACAAGGUUUUAUGCAGAUGGUUGUUAAGUGUCAAGAAAAAUUACCGACAAGUAACAUAUCAUAAUUGGAGACAUGCUUUCAAUGUGGGACAAGUAAUGUUUGCAAUUCUUACGAAUACUCAACUGUGGAGAGUCCUGGGAGAAUUAGAGACAUUAGCCCUUAUUGUAGCUUGCUUGUGCCAUGAUCUAGACCACAGAGGAACCAACAAUUCUUUCCAAAUCAAGUCCUGUUCACCUCUUGCUCAACUCUACUCAACAUCAACUAUGGAACACCAUCACUUUGACCAGUGUAUAAUGAUACUAAAUAGCCAAGGUAACCAAAUCUUAAGCCAUCUGUCUACUGAAGAGUACACACGAGUGGUUCAUGUUCUUGAAGAAGCUAUUUUAGCUACAGAUCUUGCAGUAUAUUUCAGGAAACGAGGAAAUUUCUUUAAAUUAGUGGAUGCAAAAGAGUAUGAUUGGAGAAAAGAAGACCAUCGAGCACUUCUCAGGGGAAUGUUAAUGACUGCAUGUGAUGUAGCAGCAAUCACUAAACCAUGGGAUAUUCAAAAAGUGGUAGCAGAACUGGUUGCCAAUGAAUUCUUCCAGCAAGGAGAUAUUGAGAAACAAGAGCUUAACAUUCAGCCUAUUGAUAUGAUGAACAGAGAGAAGAAAGACGAACUUCCUCUUAUGCAGGUCGGCUUCAUCGAUGCCAUCUGUAUGCCAGUUUAUGAAGCUUUUGCUAAAAUUUCGGACAAGCUUGAGCCACUUUUGGAAGGUGUGAAGUCCAACCGAACACAGUGGCUUAAAAUAGGAGAAGAAAGAAAAAAUUUGCAAGAAGAAAAGUAGACUGGCCCCUGGUGUCGCCUGUUCGAAUUAGAUCACCAUUUAGUGGCUUUAACUUGAACUAGUUUCUUACGUACUGAGUAAUGGUUUUAUCAGACGAUGACUUCGCGAAGAUGAAGCUUUUUUUGCGUUGUUAUAUGAAUCAAUUAAUUUCAACUCGUAGUUAAUAUUGCUCUUUUCUGAAGAUGAUUGUACAAAGUAUCUUCCUCUUUUGGUUGCAUAAAUACACAACGCCCAAGUGAGCUGGUGAAAUAUAAGCUUGCAUAAUAAUAAUAAUAAAAAAAAAAAUUCUGCACCAGAAACAAAUCUUUACCGUUGUGGAUUUAUCAGAGGCAGUUGUUUUCCUUAAGAGACCAUCAAUUAACCAAAUCAACAGUGAAUGAAUUUCCAGCGAAUUUAUCCUUUUCUCUUAGUGAUUUCCUCAGAGGAAAAAGGUAGCGAUUUUUUUUACUUUUCUUUUUUACAAGAACAAAUAGGUUGUAUUAAGAGUACCACCCAUUUUUGGAAUUUCGAAGUUGGCAUGACUGUGUGCUAUAUAUAUAUUUUCAAGGAAGAUAAACAGUCAUUUCGGCAGUCAGAACCACAUCAUUUACCUGCACAUUCUUAUUUCAAUAACGGGUAAGAAGAUUUUCGUCGCAUUGAUAAACUUUACACAUAUUACGUUUUCCUAUUCCCUUCCUGUUUGUUGGUGCAAGUACGGAAUCGUAUUUUUCAGCCUGUGUAGGUAAUUGAGAGAGGAAAAUUCCUGUAAAGAUUGGGAACACAGAAAUUUUCAAUUGAAAGCUUUGAAAGUCGUGAAAAUUUCACGGGUUUUUUUAACUUACGAGUGCUAGAUCGAAAAUUGAUAAUUAAUAGCACGGGUAUUUAAUCACACCAAUUAUGAAGUAGCAAUCCAUCAAGCAGUAAUGUUUAGUUGCCUCAUUUUAUUAAUUUUCUUUUCUUGUAUCGUAUCUAAAUGUUAUCUGACCUCCAAUCUCUGUUGUAGAGUAUGAAAAAUAUUUGGAUGAUAUUUUGUAAUGUCCAGUGUAUUUGAAAUGUGUUUCGUUUAAUUAUAUUUAGAUGAUAUUUUGUAAUGUCCAGUGUAUUUGAAAUGUGUUUCGUUUAAUUAUAUUUAGAUGAUAUUUUGUAAUGUCCAGUGUAUUUGAAAUGUGUUUCGUUUAAUUAUAUUUAGAUGAUAUUUUGUAAUGUCCAGUGUAUUUGAAAUGUGUUUCGUUUAAUUAAGGAAUAAAAUGUUUUGUU
Molecule: messenger RNA, 4056 nt
Organism: Limulus polyphemus (Atlantic horseshoe crab)
Lineage: Eukaryota; Metazoa; Arthropoda; Merostomata; Xiphosura; Limulidae
Product: dual 3',5'-cyclic-AMP and -GMP phosphodiesterase 11-like
Exons: 20
Coding region: 256-2820 (854 amino acids)
Biological process (GO): signal transduction
Molecular function (GO): protein binding; 3',5'-cyclic-GMP phosphodiesterase activity; 3',5'-cyclic-AMP phosphodiesterase activity
Source: RefSeq, a predicted model, not a curated record